AUCCGGGUCCCGGCGCGGCGAGAUGGCGGCGGAGGGGCCGGAGGCUCCGGGCAGCCCCGGCCGCGGUGGGGCCGAGGGGGCCCUGGGGGACGGCGGCGAUGGCGGCAGCGGCCCCCCCGCCCCCGCAGCCGAGCUGCCUCCCCCAGCCCCCAGCCCCCCCCGAGAGGAGCAGAACGACGCUGCCGCCCCUCCCCCCAUCCCCAGAGCUGCAACGGCGCCGCUGCCCCCCCCGAGCCCGAGGAACCCCCCCCCGGCUGCCCCCGAGGACCCCCCACCCCCCCAGGAGCCUGAGCCCCCCCCGGAGGAGCCCACCCUCACCUACCCCCUCGACUUCGAGAAGUUUUGGCAGGCGGCGCGCACCAACCCCCACGACUUCACCGCCUGGACCGAGCUCCUCCAGUACGUGGAGCAAGAGAACCACCUCUUUGCCGCCCGUAAGGCCUUCGACGCCUUCUUCGCCCACUACCCCUAUUGCUACGGCUACUGGAAAAAAUACGCCGACAUGGAGCGACGCUUCGACUGCAGCCGCGAGACCGAGGAGGUUUUCGAGCGGGGGCUCCAGUCGAUCCCCCUCAGCAUGGAUCUCUGGAUCCACUACAUCUCCUACCUCCAAUCCACCCUGGAUCUCAGUCUUCCGGAAUCCAUCCAAAAAAUCCGCGGCGUCUUCGAGGCGGCGGUGGCGGCGGCCGGGAUGGAUUUCCGAUCGGAUAAAUUAUGGGAACUCUACGUGGAAUGGGAAAGGGAACAAGGAAAUUUCCGGGCGGUUACCGGGAUCUACGACCGCGUCCUCUCCAUGCCCACGCAGCUCUACAACCACCACUGGGAAAAGUAUGGCCCCUCCCCCCGCGGCCGGGAAGCGUCCCGCUGGGAAAUAGCCUGGUGGAAAAGAGCCACGGAGGGGAAAUUUCCCUGGGGUGGGGAAAUACCCCGGUGGAGAAGAGCCACGGAGGGGAAAUAUCCCUCUGGAGGCAAAAUAUCCUGGUGGAAAAGAGCCACGGAGGGGAAAUAUCCCGGUGGAAAAGAGCCACGGAGGGGAAAUUUCCCGGGGGUGGGGAAAUAUCCCGGUGGAGAAGAGCCACGGAGGGGAAAUAUCCCUCUGGAG
Molecule: messenger RNA, 1102 nt
Organism: Falco peregrinus (peregrine falcon)
Lineage: Eukaryota; Metazoa; Chordata; Aves; Falconiformes; Falconidae
Product: pre-mRNA-processing factor 39-like
Exons: 5
Biological process (GO): RNA processing; mRNA 5'-splice site recognition
Cellular component (GO): commitment complex; nucleus; U2-type prespliceosome
Molecular function (GO): protein binding
Source: RefSeq, a predicted model, not a curated record